AUGGGCAACGUAUUUUUUCAGGUGACCGACCGGCUUCCUGGUACGGAGGUUAGGCAAAUGGAAGAUUUCCUAGACCCUCCUGGGGAGAAUAUCGAUGUUGGAGAGCCUGAUUUAUCUGACCUUACUGUGAGUUUUUCUGAAGAACGCGAAGGGGUCGACGACAGUGAGUUGGAUAGCGAGGAGCAGGACGAAUACAUCCAUGAACCACCUCUGGAUACUCUGUCGCGCGUGGAAGCUAAUGAGUGCAUGCACAGAGUCCUUCAAUUUGCUCAGCAUCAAGAGGGCAUUACCGAGAGAGAAUUACGCGAGAUAGAGAGGAUGGGGCAUUUAUUUCCCCGGAUUGCAGAUCAAUGGAAGGAAACAAAGAAAGGUGGAUGA
This is a messenger RNA of Penicillium odoratum, 378 nucleotides long. RefSeq lists its product as uncharacterized. The transcript has a single exon. Bases 1 to 378 code for a protein of 125 amino acids. The record is from RefSeq and is a predicted model, not a curated record. Lineage: Eukaryota; Fungi; Ascomycota; Eurotiomycetes; Eurotiales; Aspergillaceae.